AGCUCAGUCAGAAUCUAAGUGAGCGAGAGCAGCAAGCAAGCCUCUGAGAAAUAGUUAUCACCAGCGAAUCUUCGUUUUCAUUUCUUCAGAUAUUAUCAGAGAGGAAGAGAAAUAGCGUCGCUAUGGCCCGUUCUUUAACCAUCGCUCUGGUCUUAACCGCCCUGGUUGCUGUCAACGCCCUCAGUAUUGUUCCAGCUGACAAGGAGGGAACAUGUCCUCGUUUCAUUUCCCGACGACCGUGCUUCCCAGGGGACGAGGUUGACGAAUGUACGUUUGAUGUUCAGUGUACUGGUCGUAAGAAGUGUUGCCCGGAUUCAUGUGCCAGGACAUGCAGAUGUCCAGAGCUUACCUGUAGGCUGGACUGCUCCAACCAGGGUGGCUUUGCUACGGGACUCGAUGGAUGUCCAGUAUGCCGAUGCGCCAGUCCUCCAACUGAAGAGCCGCCGACGCUCAACUGCAACCUGGUCGACUGCAAGCCGGUUGAAUGCUACAAUGCUAUCACGCCGCCGGGACAGUGCUGUCCAGUUUGCCCAACUCCGCCACCACUCGACUGCGCUCUCGUCCGAUGCGCUGCUCCUCAUUGUGACAACUACUAUGUUCCUGAGGGACAGUGCUGCCCAGUGUGCCCGCCGCUCGACUGUACAGCGGUGCUGUGUCUGCGACCAGUGUGCUCCGAUGGAUCUGAGCCAGUCACUCCACAGGGACAAUGUUGUCCAGUCUGCCCAACACCUGGUCCGACAAAGCCUACCCUGGCCACUGUACCACCAACCCCAACGUGCCCGAAGAACGAAGUCUACUCGCAAUGUCAAGGUGGUGCAUGUCAACCUACGUGCCAGGGUCCAGUCAACUGUCUUGUGUGCAGUCCUGGAUGUCGAUGCAAGGCCGGCUACGUCAAGCUCUUCACCAAUGGGCCAUGUGUGCCAGAGAAAAACUGCCCAUCUUGCGGCGCGAAUGAGGAAUACCAGCAAUGCGGUGGCGCAUGCCAGCCAACAUGUAGCAGCACCGUCGUGUGCAAGGCUUGCUUCCCUGGAUGUGCUUGCAAGACUGGCUACAUCAAGCGGUCAGCCAAUGGCCCGUGUAUUCCCAAGAAACUCUGCCCAAGCUGCCCAGCCAAUGCAGAGUACACGCGUUGUGGAGGUAUUUGCCAGGCAACAUGCUCCUCUCGUGUCCGGUGUAGAGCAUGCCGUCCAGGAUGUUCAUGUAAACGAGGUUACAUCCUGGAGAGUACAAAUGGACGAUGCAUCCCGAAGAAGACGUGCCCAGGUUUCAAUGUAUCUAUGAUGCUAGGGCGUUGUCACAAAUCACGCGGCAGGUGUUUACCACAGCGCCGCAGGAGAGGCAAGCCAAGACUGCACCGCCGCCACCGCCUCCGCCGUCCAGUGUGUCAUAACGGACGAUGUUGGGAUCGCCGGCUUGCCUGCCGAAAUGGACGCUGCCUUUCCCGCCGUCGCAAAACUUGCCGAAAUGGACGAUGCCUACACCGCCGACGACGACAGAGAGCUUGCCGAAAUGGACGAUGUCUUCCCCGCCGUCGCAGAACUUGCCGAAAUGGGCUGUGCCAACACCGUCGCCGCAGACCUUGCCAAAAAGGACGCUGUCAGCCCCACCACCGCAGAGUUUGCCGAAAUGGACGCUGCAAGUAUCGCCGCCACAGAGCUUGCCGCAAUGGACGUUGCCAGCGCCGCCGACGUAGAGGUUGCAAGCUACGCGCUGGUCACCGACGCUGUUCUCGACGCAAUGGGCGGCGUGGAUCCCGUCCCAACCGACAUGCACGCAAGCAUCUACCCACCAGCACCAACAUUACCAAUACCGUUACAACUGCGAGAUAUCUACCUCCUGUUGUCAGAUACUAACUUACUGGCGUUGUC
This is a messenger RNA of Sycon ciliatum, 1868 nucleotides long. RefSeq lists its product as uncharacterized. The transcript is spliced from 7 exons. The record is from RefSeq and is a predicted model, not a curated record. Gene Ontology annotation, molecular function: peptidase inhibitor activity; protein binding. The coding region runs from base 123 to 1853 and encodes 576 amino acids. NCBI's taxonomy places the organism in Eukaryota, Metazoa, Porifera, Calcarea, Leucosolenida, Sycettidae. Gene Ontology annotation, cellular component: extracellular region.